AUGAGGAAGAGAGAGUUAAAGAUUAAGGCAGCCCAGGCCCAACUGAUGGCUGACUCUAAGGUGACCAUGGUUAGCAAAGAAGUUUUGGAACUGAUGUACCGUGGUCAAAAUCAGCGCUCAGGGAAGGCUAAAGGGGCUGUGUCCAAAGGUAAAGUUCGCAACGCAGAACCAUCUCAGGGAGGCCGUGAGAAUUUUCAGUUCUCUUUGAGAACUACCCAAGUUUACAAGGAGACAUCAAAAAAGAAGGAUCUCCUGAAUGUUAAAAGAAAUACAAGUAAACCACGAGCAGAAGUUGUUGCCAAGCGUGGCAAACAGCGAGAAGGGCUAAAGAAGAAGAAGCUUUCUGCUCUAAAGAAAGCUAUUAAAAGGGCAAGGCAGCAAGAAGUGGAAAACUUAUUAUCUGUACUUCAAGAAGCCAAGAAAUUGCAGGAAAGCUUGAUUCCUGUAGAUGUUCCUGUCAUGUGCUCAUCGCCACUUGAAACAUCUGAGAUGCCUGCAUUAGAAGAGGCAGCAGAAGCUAUUACCAGUAACAAAGAGCCAGAAAACUCCACAGAAAUUGUUGAAAAUGAAGAAUUGAAAGUUGUACCGAGCCCUGAUGUGCAAGGACCAUUGAUAUCAAACAAAGGAGCUUCAGAUUGUGUCAAAUAUGAAAAUAGUAGGGCAAGUGAAGUUAAUACCAAAGAAACACAGUCUACUGACCCUGAUUUUCCCUUAAAGUGCCAGAAGAUUUUAGAAGAUAUGGAAUUCCUUCACAAUUCUGUUCAUAAAAGAUCAUUUCGGGAGUACUGUAAUCACAUGAUAACUCCAGAAGUUAACGUAGCAGCCAAAGAACUGAUCAGUACAUUGGUGGCAUAUCAAGACAGACAUUACAAAAGGGAUCCAGUGAAAGCCCGAAUGAGGCGCAGGUUUGUUUGUGGUCUACGGUCAACAGUAAAGGCAAUGGGUAAAAUGUCUUGCAUAAUUGUUGCUCCUGAUAUUGAGAGAUGCAAAGGCCCAGGUGCUUUAGAUGAAGUUGUAGAGAAUAUGUUGAAGCAGGCAGAGAACCAUUCUGUACCAGUCAUUUUUGCCUUGACAUGCAAAAAGAUUGGAAACUUGUGCCUCAAGAGAGUCGGUGUCAGUUGCAUUGGUAUCAUCAAUUACCAUGGUGCUCAGGGUGUAUUUCAAAAACUGAUGGAAAUGAUACCAGAAGCUAAAGCUCAGUAUCAGCAGCGUGUUGCGCAUGGAUUUUGCUCAAUACCAGUAGGAGAUGAACCUCCAGAUGAUGAGCCUGAGUCAACACAAGAAAGUAUCAAACAAAUUGAUUCCUCUGAUAUCAGUCAAGAAGCUACCAAAGACUCUUCUGUGGUAGAUGAGCACAGUAUUCGAGAAGAGGUAAUUGCCUCUACAGUUGCUAUUCUUAAUGAGCAUUCAAGUGAGGAAUGUGUUUCAUGUUUAGAAAAUGGGAAAAAAUUAGCCAUCAAUGAAGCAGGAUCAUCUUUGAUAAUGCAGUUUCAUGGUGACAGAGAGGCAGAGGUAAUUUCUUCACCUACUUUGUAAUAAGGCUUGAGAUGAAGAAUUAGCCUAAUAGCAGUCUCAUACCAUUGGAGGAGUAAAUAGCUUCUGCAGUUUCUGUUUAAUCUAUUACAUGGUUAAAAUUGUUAUAAAAUCCUAUAAAAUGCAAGAACAUGAAAUGAAAGGAGAUAAAAGUUGUUUUGUGUUUAGGAGGAAGAGGAAAUGAUGAAUGUUUGUGAAUUAUCUUUGAUAUAUGUUUUGCACAGUAGAAAGUUUACUGUAUAGCAUAACUUUUCAAUAUAAAGAUCCUUAUUUAAUUUGCAGAUUGGUUUGUGACUGAAGAGUACACAAAUUGGAGAUUUAUUUAUGUUACUUUACCCUUUGUUUUUAUGUGUAAGAAUGUUGUCAUGUUUUUUUGGAAUAGAUUAUGUGUAAGAAUUUUGUAAAGUGUUCUGUGAAGUUUAUCUCAAAGUUUACUUUAAGUGUUUUUAUGUAUAUCAAGACAGUAUUUAGUUUACUAUUACUGGUUGUAUAAAUAUUUCUGAUAGAUUUGGCCCUUCGAGUUUUCAAGUUUUAGAUAAGUGUCAUAGAUAUAUUAUCUACUCAUAUCAAGACAACCACAUAUAUAAUGACCAGCAUUGUUUGCCAGGACAAGUACAAUAGUUUAAGUGUAUUUUCUUAAACCUCUGGACUGAGAGAGGAUGAUUUUCAAAUCAAUGUCACUUGGUUACUAGUAAAAUGUCAUAAAAUAGUUUUAAAGAAAUGUUAUAAAAAAUAUUAUAUUUGUCUGUGCAAAUAUGAUUUGUAUAGUAUAUGGUCUAACUUAUUACAGAAUCACAACAUUAAAAUUAGAGAUAUUGGUACUAAUCAUUGUAGCCUGUGAUACACUUGGGAAGCUUGGUUUUAUGAGUAGUAACAAAAUAUUAUUCUUAAAUCAACUGAACUUUUGAAUUUUAUAUGGGCAGCAUAGAAUUUUCACCAUAUAACUGUAUUUAUGUCAUGUACCAUAAUGAAGAACAUGCUUAAGGGUUGUUAUAAAAUUAUUAAUAGAUGUGGUGAUUAAAAUAUUUUUUAUACACUUGACAUGGAAGGCCAACAUUUUUCUUGGAAUUUCUUUGUCAUCUUGAUUCUUUCAAUAUGAUGAAGUCUGUAACCUGAGUGUCAUAUGCUUGAGAGGUGUUGCAUAAUCUUAACUGAAAUAGUUUUGAUUUACAAAGUUGAUAGCAACCUUAUUAUUAUGCUGUUGAAGAUUUCCUUAGACAGUCAUAUUUUGUUCAAAAUUUGGAAGACUUUGAUGUCCAAGAGCAGUCUUCAUAGCACUAGUCAUAGUAUUAAAACCUCCACUCAGCUGGCCUGAAGGUCUUCAUUUAAAUAAAGACACAACAGGAAUAUAAUCAAGUCCUCUUUGCGGACAUCUGAUAUUUAGUUACAGUACAUACUAUGUUGAGUGGUCUGGUGAAACUUGUUUGUGUAUGUUCAAUACAAGUGUUGACUUAUGUUUUACAGCCUAAACUGCUGAGAUUUCUUUGAGGAAGAUUGUUUAAAUUAUGUUUGAUAGACUUUGUAAAUACUUUUUUUCCAGUCUUGGUCACUUUUAAUAGUUUUAGUUUGGCAGUAUGCAACUUCUGUGAACAAUUUUUUUGACACCUGUAGUGUUUGGGAAGGAAAAUUGACCAUGAAUUAAACUUAUGGAUUGAUGUUGCAUUACAUAAAAAAACCAAGGCUUCGCAUAGAAAAAAUGAGAAAAUAUUAAUAAAUCUUCUCGGUAUAGCAAACAAUAGGCAUUGUCAAGAAAUAAAUCGGUAUAUUAUUGUUUUCAUGUUUUUAAGAAUCAUAUUUAAUCUGCUAUUAAAGUAUUCAUCAGCACUGCUUCAAAAUGUCAGAAGGGCGAGGACUUUCAAGAAAUAGUGGUUGUUUGUAUUGUUUGAAUUUUUUUUUUUUUUUACAGUAAACUUGCUUUUCCAUUACUCUUCAGUAGCCAAGGGUUUGUGUGAACUGAUUGUUUAUGUGCUAUCAAGUAAAGCACAGUAUGUUAAAGUACAGAAUCAAGGUCUCAGAUGGUUUACUUAUUGGUUUGGUUAAGCUAUCUAAUAAUGUUAGAUAUUUUAUCAUCAAUGAUGUAAUAUUUCCUUGUAAUGAUAUCUUAAUACAUUGUGUGAUACCUUAGGUUUCCUACUUUUCAAUAUAUCAAAUUAUAUUUAUGAUGUUACCUUUUGAAAUGUAGCUAAUUGCAAGUUAGUUAUUUUGAGUUUGUAUGCACUGUAGAUAAGAUUUUUUUAAAAAGUUUUAUGAUUGAGAAAUUGACUGAGGUAUACAUGGUACUGUCAAGUGCCAUGUUAAAUUGUAAUACAGUAUAUUUAUAUAUGCAAAUUAUAUAUUUUUGUAAAUUGAGGUUGAACAUUUUCAGAAUUAAACUUUUCAAUUAAUAUUU
This is a messenger RNA of Macrobrachium nipponense, 3922 nucleotides long. RefSeq names its product selenocysteine insertion sequence-binding protein 2-like (gene Sbp2). Gene Ontology annotation, cellular component: ribonucleoprotein complex. NCBI's taxonomy places the organism in Eukaryota, Metazoa, Arthropoda, Malacostraca, Decapoda, Palaemonidae. Gene Ontology annotation, molecular function: ribonucleoprotein complex binding; selenocysteine insertion sequence binding; mRNA 3'-UTR binding. Gene Ontology annotation, biological process: selenocysteine incorporation. The transcript has 8 exons. The coding region runs from base 1 to 1536 and encodes 511 amino acids. The record is from RefSeq and is a predicted model, not a curated record.